Molecule: messenger RNA, 7863 nt
Organism: Parasteatoda tepidariorum (common house spider)
Lineage: Eukaryota; Metazoa; Arthropoda; Arachnida; Araneae; Theridiidae
Source: RefSeq, a predicted model, not a curated record
AAAUUUUUUACUUUAAUGUACUUAUUGUUUUUUUUCUUCCCUUCAUUACUUAGGUAUUUUGAACACUUCGGUUCCAGGGUAAAUUUGGAUUCAGGCUGUCUAUCUUAUCCUUAUUCUAAUUUAGCUGCUGGUUCAUACAUUACUAGAAAUUAUUCUGCAGCUUUCAAAAUGAAUUUCAAGAAAGUUCCAUCUGUACUUUGGCAGUAUUUAAUUUUUAAUGAUGGUUCCCAUUUUGAAUACCCUUCCUUCCAUCAAAGUUGCAAUGGAAAUGAGCAGAAAUCAGAUAGGCAUAGGCAAGUGUUUCAAGACACCUUGAAAGUACAAACAAAAUAUGCUAUCAUCGUUAUUGAUCAGGGCAAUUCAUUGAGUUUUUCGCAGUUUGUGAGUGCCAAAAUUAUUGGAAAGCAUAUAUUGGGACUUUUGUCUUCACACGAUAAAGUUAUAAUUAUGGGUUUAGCCUCAGAUAUUCAGUAUGCUCAAGGAAACAGCUGUUCAGGAACAACUCCAUUAUUGGCUACUUUUGAAACUAAAUUAGUGUUGAUGAGAUUCUUUGAUAGUUUAUCAAGAAAACCUAAUAUUACAGAUCAUGUGCUGGCAUUUCAAAGGAUAUAUGAUGUUAUUCGUGCAAUUGAUGCAGACAACACUUCUAUUAACAAUGAAAUAUUGGUAUCUUAUAUAAGCAGAGGUUUACUAUCUUCACUCACUGAUGCCAGGAAAGUUCUUGAAAUUAUUUCGAAUGGAAACCAAAUAUCAAAGAGUCACAUUGUUAUCAACACUUACGCCCUCAUUGAUGAUAAUAGACCCGUGAUGUACGAAAAGGAUUUUCUUGAAGAUGUUGCUGAGCAAAAUUACAGAAAAUACAACAUAAGACAUAAAGCCUUGCAGAAAAUUCAGAGAGGAGUAAUGGUACCAGUCAAUACCACAAAAGAUAUAAGUUUAACUAUCGGAGAUAUUUUCAAAGAUUUUCCCAGGCAUAUGUCUCCUCGUAUCCUUUUCUCUCUCCCAUAUUAUGACCCUAUCAGUAAAGGUAUGGUGAUUAGUUUAUCACAACAGAUACUUCCUAAUGGAAUUAUGAGAGGAUUAACUGGUGUUGACAUUUCUUUAAGUGAUAUUGCUGAAGAAAUCUCUUAUUUCCAAAAUUCAGACACAUUUUAUGUGUUUCUUCUGGAUGAAUCUGGUGUUGCAAUUGCACAUCCAUCAUUUAGCCACCCAACCUAUGCAAGUUGGCAUCAUAUUCACACUUAUAUUUGGCACCUGGAAGACAAGAAUGGAUUCGAAAUAAACUAUAAUGCUAUUUUAAGAGAACCUAGUGGGAAACAAGUUGUGUCCUUCAAUCCACCUAAAAAGGUUAUGAUAAAAGAUGGUUCUUUGGUUGAGAAAGUUGCAAUAUUUAGCUGGAAAAAGAUUGAAAGAUCACCUUAUAUUGUGGUUGUGGUAUCCUUUGAACCAACUCCUCCUCAGAAGACUUUAAAAAAUAACAUCAUUUCAGACUCUGUCAACUUUUCAUAUCAUCGUAUCGAUAUUCUUCCCACCUCCAACACAUGUAGACAUAUGAAACAAUUAUCUUCUCUAGGUACUAUGGGAGCUUUCCUAUCUGCAUCAUGCUUUGUCUCACCCUAUAACUAUUUGACUGAAGAUGAAAGCUUGCUAAAAAUAUUUAGCUAUAUGGCAUAUUUCAAAGAUCCUGAUCGUAACCUGCCAAAUCCUGGAUUUAAGCCUGGUAUAAGAAGUGAAAUUCUUGCUUUAACUCAGAUUACACCGGCCUGGCAAGAUGCUUUACAUCAUGAUGAGUUUUCAGAUUAUAUUGUGCGAAGAUUUAUCGCAACAUCCUCAGGAGUAUUCCUGGUUUAUCCUGCAACUUUAAUAGAUAAGUCCUUUGAUCCAACAAGGCGUGACUGGUACAUUAGGGCUUUAGAGCACCCUGGUAAAAUUAUUCUCACUUCUCCAUAUUUGGAUGUUGGUGGAGCCGGGUACAUCAUAACUCUGAGUCUCACAAUUUUCGAAGGAAAGCCUACUGCUCUGCAUACUUCAUCUGAUAAUGUUGUUGCUGUGAUGGGAUUGGAUUUCUCUUUUGGUUACUUUUAUAAGUUCCUUGUUGAAAAACUGCCAGUUUGCCAGCAGGACCAUAUGAUUUGCUUUUUGUUGGAUGACAAAGGAUACCUUGUGGCUCAUCCUGAUUUGAUAGAUCCAAGUGGGCGUGGCCCAGUUGAACAGCAACAUAUUACUCACAAAGAACCAUUGGUGGCAAAUGACAUGCUGAAUCACAGAAAUUUGGUGACAAAGAAAAUAUGCGCUAGCUACAGUGAUAGAACUAUUCAAAGAUUUUAUCAGCUGAACACCAGCUUGGACACAAUUCUUUCCAACUUUGUACCUGGUGAACAAUGCACUAAAUAUCAGGUCAUGCACAUUCAUAGCACAAAUAUCUUUCUUGGAAUUGUCAAUCAAACUUGCGAUGGAAUCACUGCAUUUUGUCCUUGUAGUAUGACUGAUAGACUGUGCCUGAAUUGCCAUAGAAUGGAACCCACAGAAUGUGAGUGUCCCUGUGAAUGUCCUUUGAAACUAGAUGUGUGUAGUGGAGAUUUAGAUACGGAUAAUAAUCGGUUUGAAACGUGUCCUCACUUUCCGGAAAUGCCAAAUUUACCAAUUGUAAACAAAAAACUACUGGAAAGCCUAAAGCCUUGUUAUGAUCAUCAUUGUGAAUCGAGAACUGAAUUAAGUGAGUGUUUAGGUAUUCUGGGCUGUGAGUGGUGCCAAUUAGAAUCUGAUGGUGUAACACCCCUAGCAGAAAAGUUUUGCACUGAGCAGAGGAGGUGUUUUGGCGGAGUUUUUGGAUCACGAACGCCUUAUUCAGAUGAAAUUGUUGAAGAGUUGCCUGAGGGUGAACUCCUAAUGCUUGCAGAUUCUAAUGUUGGACCCAUAACUGCCUUUUGCAUCGUGUGCCUUGUCAUUGUUAUUGGUAUGAUGUAUUUCUUCCGGAAAAGGAGAAAUUCUGGAGCUCCACACUAUGGGAUGUCUUCUCCUGACAAUUUUACAAUGGCUCACCUUAAAAAUGAAGCAGAUGAAGUGGAAUCUUACCACGAGCACAUUAAUCCUGUUGUUCCUAUGUGUCGUCAGCUAAUACCUGCUAUAGAACACGUUGCCUUUCCGUAUCGGGUGCCUACAAAUUACAGAAGACCAGCAGGUGGUGACAGUGAUCACGGUUACAGCACCAUGACACCUCACGAGGAUAAUGAACUAGCUCCUUACUUUGAGCCUCUUCUCCUUGAGAGACCUGACACCCUAGCCUCUCAGAACUCUCUCAGCAGCGACAGCUGCACCUCUUCCCCACUCUCUUAUGUACCAUCCACCGCUUGUUCCAUGUCACCAUCGGUCACCAAAAUAGAACUCCCUCCCUCCAAGGUGCACAAGAAAGACAUAGUGGUGAAAGGUAAAGGUGCAUUUAUGCUUGCUCAUGUUCAAGUGCAUAACGAGAAUGUGAGUUGAAAAUGUGUGUUCAGUUGUGCAUUAUGUAUUUAUAAGUGUAAAUAAUAAGUUCAUUAAGUGUAACAUGCUGGUUAUGUUACCUGCUUAUAGAUUGUGCAGUUUUUUCUUGUUGUGAGAAAUUUAGAGUUGUUAUCGUUUUGUUAUUAUAUAUCUGUGGUAUUUAAGGAAAACGAGGUAACUAACAUCUUUUGAAAUUGAGCUAUGUUGAAAAUGAUUAAAGUGUUCAAAUUUGGUAUUGACACAUGUCCCAGACUUUGCUUAUUCCACACAGGAAUUCUCAAGUGGUACUUGAAAAAAUAACUGAAAUACAAUUGUAAAUAAAUAAAUAAAAAAUUUCAUUUACUCGACUUUACAUUAAUUUGCAUUUUUAUACAUAUGAUUCAUUUAUUUACAUAUAUAGUAGUGGUCAAAAUUAUUUUAAAUGGGAUUUAAACAUCCUUUAAUUAAAAAGAAAUUUAUAAAUUAUGUUACAUCUAUAGAUAUAAAUAUGAAAUAGCCUGGAGAAUCUGUAAUGGUUGGCAGGUAUAUAUUUGUCCAGUAUUAAUAUUUAUUUGUCAAAUCACUAGGCAUUAGUACUGGUCUGUCCAAGAGGUACAAGAUAAUAAAAAUAUGACACGCAUGAAUUAUGCAUAAGAAUAUGUUUUAAAAAUGUUUCAACUCUUUUGUUUUUAAUGUUAAUUACCUUGUUAUUCCAAAAACAAAAAUCCUGUAGAUGUUUAUGAUGUGGCAACUAUAUAUACUUUUAUCUAGAUUGACAUGAAGUUCAGAUUUUAUUAAAAAGAUCUUAAUAUGAAUGACUCCCCUUUAUUUUUAUAAAUUAUGUUUAUAUAUCAAGUCCAAUCUUAAAACUUAAAUUAUUAUAUAAGUGAAGUAUUAAUACAUUUGUAAAGCUUUUAAUUCACUCUUUAUUCUUAUUUAUUUUCUUGACAUUCUACUAUGCAAAACUUAUUGCUUUGACUUGAAACUAGAAGUUUUUUCAUUUGAUUUUUUAAGCCGUAGCUAUACAUUAUACUGUUAUUUAUAUAUCUAUACAUAGUUGUAGAAUCUGUUUUAGGAUGAAAUCUGUUGUCUUCCGCUUAGCAAAGUGGAUUAAAAAUUCUUUUGAAUUAGCUCCUUGUGCCUUUUUAUUAUGGUCUGCUACUGUAAAAAUGUAUAUUUGUGAUGGUCUGCUUAACCUCAUUCUUCCUUAAGAGAAUGCAAUUCUACCAACUUCAUUUUUAUCCAAUGUUAUUUUUUUUUAAUACAAUUUUUCCAUCAUGAGACAAUUGUCUGAAUUAAUAUUGAAUAAUUGUCUCCUUAAUUGUUUUUUUUUUUUUUUUUUUUGUAUCUAUUAGUAAUUUGUUAUUCAAGAUUUUUUUUUAAUUUGUGAAUUAACGGUAGCAAGAAACCAAAAUGUUUGUGAAUAAUGAAAUAUAAAAUUAUUGUUUUUUGUAAUUAAAAUUGAUGUAGUUCUGAGAAUUUCUGACUUUUAUCCCAGCCUAAUGUAUUAAAUCAAAUAUUUAGAUUUUCUCUUAGAAUAGUGACUUGCUUUUUAUUUUUUUUAAACAUGACAUAAAUCAAAUCAUCUUUAUAAAAACAAAACUAAGCGCAAUUGCUGAGUGUGUAUUUGUCAAAAUAUAAGUUUUUGGUGUUUUUGAAAUUGUUUAAUCAUACUUAUUUCAAAUAGUUCAUCCAUUUUCGUUUUUAUGUCUUGAAUUUUUGUACAUGUGUUUUAAAGUCUUAGUAACUUAUUGAAUAUACAUUUAGAAUUAAAUUGGGGUGUAUUAGAUAUCACUUAAUUUUUUUUAGUUGGAAAUUCAGUAUUCUGCUGAUGAUCCAAUUUUUAAUCAAGGAAAAGUGUUACAAGCAUGUUAUUGCAACACACAAAUAAUAAAUAAUUGGCUUACAAACAAAUUUGAGGAUUAAGUUUAGCUUUAAACUAAAAUUUCUGAAAGAAAAUAUUUGUGUUACUACUAAAUAUAGUUUUAGACAAUGUAAAAAUGCUGAUUAGUGACUAAAAUAUGGUUAAUUAUUACUCUUUAUUUUAAGCAUCGCAUAUUUUUUAAAUAAAUGUAGACUGUUUUGUUUUUUUUAAUUUAAUGUUUAUGAUACUAAAAAAUGUUCGAGAUAAAAAAUAUAUUUUUGUAAUCUAAUAAGCUCCCUCAAGUUUUGUGUAUUCUGUAGUCAGUUCCCCCACCUUAUCUUAUUUUGUAUAGUGUAAAAAAUUAUAGUUUUUCUUUCUCGUAAGCUAAACUUUAAAUCAAUUUUUUACUGCCUUGUUUAGACCUCAACACAAGUACACCUCAUUUUUUAUAAGUUUUAUUAUGUGUUCUUUUUGCUGUUAUACUUCUGAGGUAAAUAACCUACACAAAUUUAUCGACAAAAUGAUCAAACUUAUAUAUAGAAGUUUGAGGUUCUUUUGUGGUAAAUCCAUAAAAGGAGUUUUUUUCAUUUGUAAGCAUAUUUUAUCACAUAUUUCAUAUGUAAAUAAUCAUUUUCAUUAAAAUCUGUUUUUACUAUUUUAUACUUACUUUUUUUUGUGUGUGCAUGUUUCUGUAGAUUAUGACAAAAUAUUCCCACAUGGUAAUCAUUUCAUCAAAUGAAAAAGCUCUAAGAACCUUGCAUUUAAAUCACUUGUUGUUGCAUUUACAUUAUUUAAAGUCUUGAAGCAAAAUGAAUUAAAAUUAGCUUGUACAUAGCACAUAAUUUAUCCUAGUUAUAAAAUUGUUUUGUAAAUAUAACUUAUUAAAAGAGUGAGUAAAAAUUUUGCAUGAGUUUUUAAGCAUUGGGUAAAACUAAAAAUUUUUUGUCAGAUUAUUUAAUGCAUUUUAAAAUUCAUUUAAAUCUAUUAUGAAUUGCUUUUACCGACUGUUAAUCAUUUCUGAUUGUGAUGUAAUAAUCAAGUAUAAAUUUUUUCAACUCUGUAGUGUUUUAUAAAUUGGCUAAUGUUUUCAUGAAUGAGCCCUUUGAAUAAAAAGUGAAAGAGAAGUGCAUUUAUUCUUCAAAUAAAAUGUACUAAAACAAAUAAAUAUAUGAAUUUCCCUUUAAGGAAUUCUUUCCAUUCGCCAAAUGUUCAUUCUGCCAGUCCAAUAUAUGGAAAACAUGUUUUUGUAUUAAAAAAUAGUUGAUUUACGAUAAUUCAAAACUAUGGGCUUUCCGAUAAUUUAAAUUAUGGGAAACUUUGACUUACCAUAAAUUCUGCUAAUUUGGCUUUCCUUGUUGGAGAACAUGUUUUUGUAUUAAACAAUCAAUCAGUUUGGGAAUUUAUGGGACAGAAGAAAACCUUGACCUGUCAAAAGGUGUUUUGGUUAUUUUUUAGUAAAAAUAAUUUUAAGCUGGAACGCAUUUACAUUUUUAAUCAUUUUAUUUAGCCAGAAUUUGGUGUUUAAAUUACAAAAUGAAAAGCGAUAAAAUUUAUAUCAAAUUUGCAUUGUACUUUUUUUUAUUUCCAAAUCUUAGCAAUAAAGCCGACAAUUACUCGUUUGCUACCCUUCUAAUCAGUAGUAUCUUUAAAACUACUAGUUUAGAAAGCAUUUAAAAAUGGCUUUUAAUUGGCAUUAUCUUUAAUUUUAAUUUCUUAGUAAAAUAAAGAUUUAGUUUUAUAUAUAACCAACUAAUUUUGUGGUAAGCUAUAAUUUAAAUAAUUGUUUAAAUAUUAGUCUAAAUAGCUUUCAUAAAAUCAAAAACUUUUCUUUAGAACCACUUUUAAUAAAACAGUUUUGUAGGAGUCACAGUCAUGAAAAUGUUUGCAAAAUUGUCUUUGAUUCCACAAAACUGCUUAUAUUUGAUAUGAUUCAGGAACAGUGAUCUAAUUCAAAAUAAGAAUUUUUUUUUUCCUUUAAUUUCCAUAUGUAUAAGCUGAAGUGUCUAAAAAUUGGAUUGUAAUUAAAAUUACUUAUUUGAUUUGAUCAGCAAAUUAACAUUUUGAAUGAUUACUUCGAAUAUUAUUCAACAAAAACUUGUAUAUAAAUUGUAAAAAAAUAAAUAAAUAAUAGGUUACUCAAGAUAGAGAAGUCAUAUUCUAUAUUAAAAAAGGAAACUUUUUAGAUUAGUAGUCUUGAAACUCCUUAACCAUCUAUGCAAUUGUUAACUAUUUAAAUCAUCUACUGCAUCUAUAUUAUAUCUGCUUGUUUGAAUUCUAAUUUUUUAUACUGUAAAUAAGAUUUUAUACCAGUGUAAAGUAAACAAAUGUAGCAGUAUUAAGCCAAACAUUUUUGUCUUUUUGUAAGAAUGAAACUAAUGUUUGUCUAAGUUUACUUAAUGUAUACAUUAUUUUAUUUUUUUUCCUUCUUUGAGUUUGGAGCGCUGACUGAACAAUUUGAAAUCUGUAUUAUAUUUAUGGCUGAUUUGUAUAAAAUUAGCUGUAUGCUUAUUAUAAUAAAAUAUAUUUUAUCAAAAUCA